Vigna angularis (adzuki bean) is the source of this 609-nucleotide messenger RNA. RefSeq lists its product as uncharacterized. The record is from RefSeq and is a predicted model, not a curated record. The coding region runs from base 1 to 609 and encodes 202 amino acids. NCBI's taxonomy places the organism in Eukaryota, Viridiplantae, Streptophyta, Magnoliopsida, Fabales, Fabaceae. The transcript has a single exon.
AUGCGCCUCACUAACCUGCUCCCAUUCACAGAGGCCAUCAUGCAAGUGCACAUGCCGAAUAAACCUCCCCCAGCGUUGGAACGUUAUGAUGGCUCCGCCGAUCCCGAUAAUCACUUGCGCAACUUUGUAGACGCCAUGGCGUUCUACACAGAUAAUGACCCUGUCAUCUGCAGAGCUUUCUCCUUAUCCCUCAAGGAUGAGGCCUUGGAGUGGUUCCACACUCUUCCACGGAAUUCGGUAGAUUGUUUUGCGACAAUUGAAACUCUGUUCAGAAAACAGUACGCGACCAACAGAAAACUGGAGAUGACUGCUGCUGAGCUUGUGAAUACCAAGCAGGAAAAAGAUGAAACACUAAGAGCGUUCAUGCAACGAUACAACGAGACGACCCGGCGUGUGAAAGAUAUCAAUCACACCUUUAUCAUCAGCAAUCUACCUUCGGGCUUAAGGCCAGGAUAUUUUGCGGAACAAUUAUAUGCUGACCCUCCAGCAUCUAUGGAAGAACUGCAAUCCACAAUUGCAAAGUUCAUCCGCAUCGAGGAUCUCCGGAAUUCUCGGAAGAAGCAGCAGCAUGAUACCUCCAGUCAUGAUGUAAAGAAAACUGCAAAGUGA